Peronospora farinosa is the source of this 1095-nucleotide messenger RNA. Lineage: Eukaryota; Oomycota; Peronosporomycetes; Peronosporales; Peronosporaceae. The record is from the annotation of a GenBank genome assembly.
AUGAUCAGCUCACUAAGCGACAAGAGUGCGCUGGUGCUCGAGCUCGGGGCACGUUACGCCCGAUGCGGCAUAUCUGGAGAGCGUGCACCUCGCUGUGUGGAACGUUGGCAGGUGGGGGAGAUGCUGGAGACGCCAUUAAGUGCCACUAAAUGGCGUCAAUAUCUGUAUUCAAAGCUCCAUACUUUGUGCUUUGAUUUGUUACUUGUGAGUCCGACGCGUCGACGCUUUGUGGUGUGUGAAGAUCUCCUGCUGCCUCGAGUGUUUCGAGAGACGCUACUGAGUGUUCUCUUUGAUGUGUUCAAGGCUUCUGCCGUGACACUGGUGCCGUCGAUGUUGACGGUGCUGUAUGCUACGGCCAAUCACACGGCGUUGGUAGUAGACUGCGGCUGGUCGGAGACGCGGCUGCUUCCAGUGUAUAAAGGCAUUCCUCUUCCUUAUCUUUAUCAAACUGUAUCCGUUGGAAGUCGAAACUGCUGUCAAGUUAUCCAACGAGAGCUGAAUUCUUCCCGUGAUCAGCCGAUGGACACCUCCAAAGUUGUCACGCCUGUGACGGAAACCUUAGCAGAGGAUAUUCUAGAGCGAGCGUGCUUUGCGCAACAAAAGGAUCCAUUGCUGAAUGUUAUUGACGCCGACUUUCAUACGCAAGGCAACGACGUGCUUCAGGUUCCUGGGUUCUUGCGUACUAGUGCUGUGGAACAGCUCCUUUUAGGCGACGAAGACAGGGAUGGGACAUUUAUUGUUGAUGGUAUCGUUCAGGUCUUGAAGAAGGCCCCUCUUGAUGUAAGAGCAGCAAUGCUGGAGAACUUGCUUUUGGUUGGGGGAGCCGCUAUGAUCCCUGGCUUGGCCCAGCGCGUGGUGGACGAAGUACGCGAGCUAUUACACCAUGACAACGAGUUUGCUUCAGCUUCAGUCGCUGUUGAUAGAGCGCAGCUUGUUCCGACAUAUUUUCCUCGCAACAUGCUUGCGUGGGUAGGGGGUUCAAUUUAUGCUGCCACUGAAGGUGCACGUGUCUCGGCAAUUUCGCUGGAAGACUACAGCAGUUCUAAAGGCACCUGCAUCCCCGAUUGGCUUACUGUGGCUGAAGAAGGAUUCUAG